Messenger RNA from Acomys russatus (golden spiny mouse), 4414 nucleotides. RefSeq names its product PHD finger protein 21A (gene Phf21a). Bases 678 to 2891 code for a protein of 737 amino acids. Gene Ontology annotation, cellular component: histone deacetylase complex. The transcript has 21 exons. The record is from RefSeq and is a predicted model, not a curated record. Gene Ontology annotation, biological process: negative regulation of transcription by RNA polymerase II. Lineage: Eukaryota; Metazoa; Chordata; Mammalia; Rodentia; Muridae. Gene Ontology annotation, molecular function: chromatin binding.
GUGUGAGUGAGUGAGAGAGAGGAGAGGAGAGGAGGAGGAGGAGGGAGAAGGGAACAACCUACCAUCUUAACACACUAAUAUCUAAAAAGUGCGAGAGGCCCAGAGCAGCAGCAGCAGAAGCAGCAGCAGCAGCUCCAGCGUCUUCCCUCCCUCCCCAUGAAGAAGAGUUCCCUCCUCCUCCUCCUCCUGCUUCUGCUCAGAGUUCCUGCCUCCAGCUGCCAGGGGGGACAGCCAGCCAGCAGCAGGAGGAUCCAAGUGUUGUUAACCAUGUGCAUUUCCAAAGUGGCAUGCUUACAAAUCAGACAGCACUUGAUUUCUCUCCCUCGACAGAACACUGAACUCUUCUUUGUAACAUUUGAGGAAUUAGAGAGCUGAAGGAAAACCAGUUUCCCCAAAAUUGGACUUCUCAGAACCUUUAAUGUGCUAAUGUGCAUUGUGAGUCUCCACGAUGGGGAUAUGACAUGCAGCAUUCUUGAAUACUUCUAAUGACAGGGAGCCCACUACCUCAUAAGCUGCAGCAAGAAGAGGAGCUUGUUAUUUUAAACGGAGGCUGAAGACACUGUAGAAUUAGCAGACAUAAAAGAAAGUGGAGAAGGUAGAGGAUGGAGUUGCAGACUCUACAGGAGGCUCUUAAAGUGGAAAUUCAGGUUCACCAGGAUCUCACUAUGUAGCUCUGGAUGUCCUCAAACUCAUUAUGUAGACCCAGCUGGUCUCAAACACAGAGAGAUCUGCCUCCUGUGUUCUGGGCAUGCACCACCACACUGGCCUGCAUCCUGCUUAUUGAAAUUGAGAAGUCACUAUCCUCUUCCACAUUGACAAAGCAGAAACUGGUUGCUCAAAUGAAGCAGGAUCCGCAGAUAUUUUUUCUUUCCAAUCAGAAUGCUGACUUAAAGAAACAGCUUCAUGAACUCCAAGCCAAAAUCACAGCUUUGAGUGAGAAACAGAAAAGAGUAGUUGAACAGCUGCGGAAGAACCUGAUAGUCAAGCAAGAGCAGUCGGACAAGUUCCAGAUACAGCCAUUGUCACAGUCUGAAAACAAACUACAAACAGCACAGCAGCAGCCACUACAGCCACUGCAGCAGCAGCAGCAGCAGCAACAGCAACAGCAGCAGCAGCAACAACAGCAGCAGCAGCAACAACAGCAGCAGCAGCAGCAGCAGCAGCACGCCCAGCAGUCGGCAGCACCGCCCAGUCUGACUGCAUCACAGAAGACUGUAACUACAGCUUCUAUGAUUACCACAAAGACACUACCUCUCGUCUUGAAAGCAGCAACUGCGACCAUGCCUGCCUCUGUUGUGGGCCAGAGACCUACCAUUGCUAUGGUGACCGCCAUCAACAGUCAGAAGGCUGUGCUCAGCACUGAUGUGCAGAACACACCAGUCAACCUCCAGACGUCUAGUAAGGUCACUGGGCCUGGGGCAGAGGCUGUCCAAAUUGUGGCAAAAAACACAGUCACUCUGCAGGUUCAAGCAACACCUCCUCAGCCCAUCAAAGUACCACAGUUUAUCCCUCCUCCUAGACUCACUCCACGUCCAAACUUUCUUCCACAGGUCCGACCCAAGCCUGUGGCCCAGAAUAACAUUCCUAUCGCUCCAGCGCCUCCUCCCAUGCUUGCAGCUCCUCAGCUUAUCCAGAGGCCUGUCAUGCUGACCAAGUUUACACCCACAACCCUCCCCACAUCCCAGAAUUCCAUCCACCCCGUCCGUGUCGUCAAUGGACAGACUGCAACCAUAGCCAAAACAUUCCCCAUGGCCCAGCUCACCAGCAUUGUGAUAGCUACUCCAGGGACGAGACUCGCUGGACCUCAAACUGUACAGCUUAGCAAACCAAGCCUUGAGAAACAGACGGUUAAGCCCCACACAGAAACAGAGGAGAGACAAGCAGAGAGCCGCACCGCCACCCCACCUGCUGCAGCAAAACCAAAACGCGAGGAGAACCCUCAGAAACUUGCCUUCAUGGUGUCUCUAGGGUUGGUAACACAUGACCAUCUAGAAGAAAUCCAAAGCAAGAGGCAGGAGCGGAAGAGAAGAACAACAGCGAACCCGGUGUACAGUGGCGCCGUCUUUGAGCCAGAGCGUAAGAAGAGCGCAGUCACUUACCUUAACAGCACCAUGCAUCCUGGGACACGGAAGAGAGGUCGUCCUCCAAAAUACAAUGCAGUGCUGGGGUUUGGAGCCCUUACCCCAACAUCCCCCCCAUCCAGUCAUCCCGACUCCCCUGAAAAUGAAAAGACAGAGACCACAUUCACUUUCCCUGCACCUGUGCAGCCUGUGUCCCUGCCCAGCCCCACCUCCACAGACGGUGAUAUCCAUGAGGAUUUUUGCAGUGUUUGCAGAAAGAGUGGCCAGUUGCUGAUGUGCGACACAUGUUCCCGUGUGUAUCAUCUGGACUGCUUAGACCCGCCUCUGAAAACAAUUCCCAAGGGCAUGUGGAUCUGCCCCAGAUGUCAGGACCAGAUGCUGAAGAAGGAAGAAGCAAUUCCAUGGCCUGGAACUUUAGCCAUUGUUCAUUCCUAUAUUGCCUACAAAGCAGCAAAAGAAGAGGAGAAACAGAAACUACUUAAGUGGAGUUCAGACUUAAAGCAGGAGCGGGAACAACUAGAGCAGAAGGUGAAAGAGCUCAGCAGUUCUAUAAGUAAAUGUAUGGAAAUGAAGAACACCAUUCUGGCACGGCAGAAGGAGAUGCGCAGCUCGCUGGACAAGGUGAAACAGCUCAUCCGCCUCAUCCACGGCCUUGACCUCUCCAAACCUGUAGACUCUGAGGCCACUGUGGGGGCCCUCUCCAACGGCCCGGACUGCACCCCCCCUACCAACGCCGCCUCCACACCCGCCCCUUCCCCCUCCUCGCAGAGCUGCACAGUGAACUGUAACCAGGGCGAAGAGACUAAAUAACAGCCCUCGAGGGGACACCACAGUCCCGGUGGUAAGGAGACUCUAGAAAAGCAAAGCCGGAUUUCUUCUGGAAAGUACAGAAUUCUUUUGGUUCUUUGGUUCCAGAGAGAGAGAAGAAGCUUGUGCCAGGCGGCACCUGAGUUUGCCAAUUGAUUCUUCUUAUUCUGUGUGUACAUGCAAAGAUUGGACCAUGUUACAUGAAAUAGUGCCAGCUGGAGGUUCUUUGCCAGCACCAUGCCAAGUGAAAUAAUAUAUUUACUCUCUCUAUUAUACACCAGUGUGUGCCUGCAGCAGCCUCCACAGCCACGGUGGGUUCGUUUUUGUUCUGUUGGGUGGGGAGCAGGGAUGGGCGGAGGGAGGAGAGCAGGUUUCAGAUCCUUACUGGGAGCCGUUUGUUUAGGUAGAAAAGACAAGUCCAAAGAGUGUGUGGGCUUUCCUGUUCCUAAACUUUCACUACCAUAAAACCAAAAAAAGAAAAGAAAAAAGAAAAAAAAAAGAAAAGAAAAAAAAGGAAAUAGAGAUUUAACUAACCCAGUGCCCAGAAGAGGGAUGGGGUAGGGCUGGGAGGGAGCAAGGGUGGGAAAGUAUAUGACAUAAGCAGUAUUUAACGUUUCUGGAGGGGGCCUAGUGCAAGGAGAGCCAGGUCCCCUCCCCAGCAGCUCCCUCCCACAGCCUCCAGCAGCCCCUCCCCUCUGCUUGCUGUAGUGCACAGCCCCAGGUGGUCCCAGGCCUUGCAGAAGCGAGGUGGGAGGGUGCUCGUGGUCUAGGAGGGAGAAAGGUAGAUCAGAGGUUUUACUUGAAAACAAGCUCCAUCCCUUUUCUAUAUUUAUAAGAAGAGAAGGUUCUGAGCAGAGCAGCGUGACCCAAGUGUGUGGCACAACCCAGGUGUGUGUGAAUGGAGACGACCCUUUUCUCUUCUUCAAGUUUAUUUUUGUUUCCGUUCUUGUUUUGUUUAAACAAAGUUUUGUUUCAUCGUUUAUUUUAUUUUAUUUUAUUUUAUUUCGUAACAAGAACUAAAAUAAGGAAUAGAAAAGCUGUUUUUUCAGGCUGACGGUCCUGUUAAGGGUAGCGAGACCUUGCAUGGUAGAAUAGGCGUCAUAGUGUCAGUGAGGUCAGUGAGUCUUCGUGCGUCCUGUGUCAUCGUUUGGGCACUGUUUUGGUUUUUUUGGGGGGUUUUUUCUUUUUGGGUUUAUUUUUGUUUUGCUUUUUGGUUUUUGUUUUUUAAUGCAAGGGCAAAAAAAUUCUUUGUACCUGGGGAAAACAACAGCAACUUUUUUUUAAUUAAAAAGGAAAAUAAAAGAUAUUGAGGUCUUCCUAGUGUUACUUAAAUUAAGAUCAAGGUAAGAAACAUUGUAAAAAAAAUUACAAAAGUGCUAUUUGUUUCCUAAAAACAGUGGUUUCUAUUAAAAAGGUGUCAGAACUGGAGAAAAUGCUGUGUAGUUACAAUUUUUUAGCACAGAACCUGCUGACCAUGAUGACAUUUUGCUGUGUUGUGUCUCUAGACUGGUGGGCCAGUCUCCAGA